AUGACGGCUGGACUCAAAACAAUCAUCGCUCUCUCCUUUGUCCUUGCCAUUGGCUUUCUCCUUGUGAUUCUCUCCUCGGCUCUCUGGCACAACUUUCUGCCGCUGACCGUCGUUGCGACCUACGUUAUUGCGCCGCUCCCGAACUGGAUAUGUUCACGAUGUGCGAAUCCCGACGACUUUAUGGACAGUUCUGGCAAUGCUGUCGCUGACUUUGGCCGAUUCUUGACCGGUUUUCUGGUACUUAUGGGUAUUGCUCUUCCAGCAGUCCUCGCGCACAGUGGCGCCAUUGAAGUGCCUGCGAUGAUCAUGUCCAUCCUCGGAGGUCUGUUGAUUUACGGAACAAUCAUCAGCUUUUCCAUGUUUUUCCAGGAACAAGAGGAGUUUUGA
Messenger RNA from Aspergillus mulundensis, 387 nucleotides. Its product is annotated as Vps55 family protein. Gene Ontology annotation, cellular component: endosome; Vps55/Vps68 complex. The record is from RefSeq and is a predicted model, not a curated record. Gene Ontology annotation, biological process: late endosome to vacuole transport via multivesicular body sorting pathway. The transcript is spliced from 3 exons. Lineage: Eukaryota; Fungi; Ascomycota; Eurotiomycetes; Eurotiales; Aspergillaceae. Bases 1 to 387 code for a protein of 128 amino acids.